Messenger RNA from Phytophthora sojae, 291 nucleotides. RefSeq lists its product as hypothetical. The annotation marks the transcript as partial. Gene Ontology annotation, molecular function: protein binding. The transcript has a single exon. NCBI's taxonomy places the organism in Eukaryota, Oomycota, Peronosporomycetes, Peronosporales, Peronosporaceae. The record is from RefSeq and is a predicted model, not a curated record.
CGAGGAGACGUCGCGUACUCCAUCGGCCAGGCCGCUUACGAGGGGAAACUCGAUGUGAUCCAGUGGCUGUGCGCACAGGCGGAGGAAACUCUCAACGCUCGGACGAGAGAGUUUCUGAUGGGAGAUAAUCCGCUGCUUGCAGCUGCAUACAACGGGCACCUCGAGGUGAUGAAGUGGCUUGUCGACAAUGGGGUCAAGAUCAACGAUGCGGACGAGGAAGGCUCUGCAGCUCUGGUCUCGGCUGCUGGUAAUGGGCACUUCGCUGCUGUGCAGUGGCUGGUCGAGCUGGGG